Dentiscutata erythropus is the source of this 1167-nucleotide messenger RNA. The record is from the annotation of a GenBank genome assembly. Lineage: Eukaryota; Fungi; Glomeromycota; Glomeromycetes; Diversisporales; Gigasporaceae.
AUGCUAAGUUCUCAAGAUGGUGAAAAUCUUUUUAAUGAAUUUAAAAUUAGAAAAACAAAAAACCCCACAUAUAAAAAUAUUGGACUAUUACAGUUUUUAGAAUUUUGCAAAGAAAGGGUAGAUCUUGAGGUUAAUGAUAGAAAGGUUUUACAUAAAAAAUAUUUAGUAGGUUUAGAUGCUAUGAUUAAUGAAACAACUACGCGAAAUAAAAAAUUUACAAAAAAUGAACUUAAAUCUAUUAGAGACAAACUUCCAGUAAGCAAUAAUGAUAUGAAGAAUCAAAAUUAUAAGAGUGUACAAAUAUCAUAUCAAGCAUACAGCGAUUAUAAUCUUAGUCAUGAACCACCUUCUAUAGAAUUAAAAUCUCUCAAUUAUAAACAAAAGAGAUGGGCUGAAUCUAUUCUCAUACGAUGGCAAAUUGUUCUAAAUAAGUUCUUAUUUGGCAAAUUUCAUUUACAUGGUCCAGAACAUCCGACUCAAUGCUCUUAUAAACGAAAAAAACUAUAUCAUCGUCCCCCUUUUACAGAAUGGCCAAAGAAUCUGCAAGAAGCAGUAAAUUUAUUUGAGAAGCCCGAAGAUGAACAUUUUGAUGCUAAUGAUUCUGUUCUAGAAACAGUAGUUAUUAUUCAGAAUGAUGAGGACGAGCCUAUCUAUAUUCCAAAUGAUAAGCACAAUUUAUUAUCUCCUGAUAUGACAAAUGAGUCCAAACGUCUAAAUAAGCCUCAAGGAGGAGACUACAAUAAACUUUGCAGAAUGCUUAAUGAUGCUGCAAAUAGCUUUAUUUUAUACUGGGCAAAAAAAUGUAAAAGGGUUACUAAAGAAUUAAAGAAAUUGUUUUGUGAUAUACGAUGGAUUGGGCUAUUUUCAUCUGAUGGAAAGCUUUGUUUUAUGAUAUACCAAAUAUGUGAAGAAACCAAGAUUCAUUUCAUUACAUAUCUAAAUUCUUAUCCUAUCUUAAUUCCAAUCACUAACAUGAAUCAUGAUAUGGCAAGCACAUUAGAAGUAUUUUUACAGAUUGAGGACAUUUUUCAAAUGAACUUGAAAGUAAUAGAAAAAAUUCAAAAGAUAGCAAGUCAAAUAAAUAUUAAAGAAUCUGAAAAUUAUGAAACACCUCUAGAAUAUUUAAAGAAGGUCAUUGGUAAAACACCUUCAACUCCACAUAAAUAA